AUGCGCCUCUUACAUUGUCAGCUGUUGACACUUUUGGUUCUAACGGCUAGGGCAGAAGCUAGCAUCUCCCCGUCCCAGCGACGAAAUAUAGUGAGAUCAUUCAACCCACACCGCAAUGUCAGCUCAUCAACAACACCUCUGCAAGUCGGAAAUGGCAAUUUUGCCUUUGGCGCCGAUAUCACUGGCUUACAGACAUUUUCGCACUUUGCCAUAGAGAGUACCUGGACCUGGCACAACUUCAGCCUGCCAACUACUUCAGGACAAACCUUACCCUCCGGUAUGUAUGACAGCAGCUCAGCAGCACUCCCAACCAGAAUGUUGACACUCGGCGUUUAA
Molecule: messenger RNA, 336 nt
Organism: Penicillium lagena
Lineage: Eukaryota; Fungi; Ascomycota; Eurotiomycetes; Eurotiales; Aspergillaceae
Exons: 1
Coding region: 1-336 (111 amino acids)
Source: RefSeq, a predicted model, not a curated record